UAAAAAAAAUAUAUAUAUUUUCCUCCUCGCAAAGUUACUUUAACUUCUUUUAUAAACCCCUUAUAACUCAGUGACGCGCCACAUUAUUUUGAAAUAAGAAAGUCCCAGACUAUUCUUGACGACUUUUCAGGUUCAUAAUGUUGAGUGUCAAAGAGGAAAUAAAUACCGGAGGCAACGAUAACAUUGUUGAAGCUUCAACUCCACCGCUUGACAAAGACUCUCCGUCCUUCAUGAGUAAUGACUCUUCUGUGCACACACCUAAUGAUGAACCAGCCAUCACUGAGUCCAUGAGAGAGGAAGAAGAAAAGCUUCAGACCGAAACUGAAAAAGAAAACCUUAAAGUGCUUAAAGAAAAGGCUGUUGCUGAUUAUGAUGCACUUGUAGAUAAACAACGCGUACAGCGUCUUAAGUUCCUCUUGGAAAAAUCAUCGCUUUAUGCACAAUUUCUUGCCAAUAAAAUGGAACGACAACAACAGGAACAACGUGAACGUGCUCAAGUUGAAGAAUCAAAACGCGCUAACGCCAAAGAAAAAGCGAAGGUAAAACAGGAAAAAAUUGCUGCUGGCCCGACGCGAAAGUCCACUAGGGUUAAUACAAAGAUCACCGCAGUUGCAUCAUCUUCAUCGACUACAAAGCAACCUGCGAAGAAGAAAGAUGGUAAUAAUAAAAAAAGAAAAGCAAAUGAUGCCGAUUAUAACAUUGCGGAUUAUGUAGAAACAAACGAACUUUCUAAACGUCGCAAGAAUUCAGAGUCAAAAUCAACUCUUGUAAAGGAUAUUAAGAAAGAACAAUUUGUUGAGGAAGAAGCUGCCUUAUCCAAUGCAAUUAAACAAGAUGAUGAUAUAAAGAAGCUCAUACCUGCCCGUCAACCAAGUUUAGUGACGGGCGGCAUUCUUCGUGAUUACCAACUAACUGGUGUUGAAUGGUUGGUUAGUUUGUAUGAUAAUGGAUUGAACGGUAUUUUAGCUGAUGAAAUGGGUUUAGGAAAGACUUUACAAACAAUUGCUUUCUUUGCGUAUCUAUGGGAACGUCAAAUUUAUGGUCCGUUUCUAAUUGUUGCACCACUUUCGACAUUAGCAAAUUGGGUCAGCGAAUUUCACAGAUUCACUCCUACAAUUCCUGUUGUAUUAUAUCAUGGAACUCCCGAACAACGGUCACACAUUAGAACUAGAAGACUUAAAAAGUUGGACCACACAUUCCCUGUUAUAGUUACAAGUUAUGAAAUUGUGAUGAAUGAUCGAAAAUACCUUCAGAAAUUUGCAUGGAAAUAUAUUGUAGUAGACGAAGGCCAUCGUAUUAAAAAUCUUAACUGCAAAUUGAUUCGGGAAUUGAAGAGUUAUCAGUCUGCAAAUCGUUUGCUUUUAACUGGAACACCAUUACAAAAUAAUUUGGCAGAGUUGUGGAGUCUUUUAAACUUUCUCUUGCCUGAUAUUUUUGAUGAUCUUGAUAGUUUUCAGGAUUGGUUUGAUUUCUCUAUGCUUCAUGAACAAGGCGGAGAAUCACGCAUCCUUGCCAAUGAGCAGUCAGAUGAAGUUAUCACAAACUUGCAUAAAAUUUUAAAGCCAUUUUUGUUGCGUCGUAUAAAGAGUGAUGUGGAAAAUUCUCUUCCUAAGAAGAAAGAAUAUCUUUUGUAUGCUCCUUUAACAAGACAACAAAAGGAAUGCUAUGAUGCUAUAGUGGCUCGAAACAUUCGUCCAUUCUUGUUAGCUAAGAAGAUAGGAGAAGUUGAAAGUGAAAUGGGAAAUAUGGAUAAUUAUGAUGAUAGUGAAUCAACAGUUCUCUCAUCUGAGGAAGAGGAAUCAAAUUCUGAUUCGAUUCAAGAUCGUAAAAAAAACCUUCGCAAGGGAACGCGUAAAUUUUAUGAAGAACUCUCAGAUGAGGAAUUUUUUGAGUCUCUAGAAAAAGAGGAACCAGCACUUAUAAUUGAUGAAGCAGAAGCAGCGAAAAAGGCUGCUAAUGCUGCAAAGGAAUUUAAGACUAUGAAAGUUGUUAAAACCAUUAAUGGAAUGAAACUACAAAAUGUUGUUAUGCAGUUACGUAAAAUUUGCAAUCACCCAUAUCUUUUUGACUGGCCUAUUGAUCCAGAAGUACCAGAUCAACAUUUAAUUUCUGAAGAAUUGAUAGCCAGCGCUGGAAAAAUGAUGCUUUUGGAAAAGUUGCUUCAAGCGUUAUUUGAACGCGAUCAUAAAGUAUUAAUAUUUUCUCAAUUUACAACAAUGCUUGAUAUCAUCGAAGAGUGGGCGACUACUUUCAAAGGAUGGAAUAUUUGUAGAAUUGAUGGCUGUGUAAGCCAAGACAAUAGACGCCAGCAGAUUCAAGAUUUUAAUACAAAUCCAGAAAUUAAAUUAUUCAUUUUGUCAACACGAGCUGGUGGAUUGGGUAUUAACUUGACUGCAGCGGAUACAGUUAUUAUAUACGAUAGUGAUUGGAAUCCUCAAAUGGAUUUACAAGCUCAAGAUCGUGUUCAUCGUAUCGGUCAAACAAAACCAGUUAUAAUUUAUCGACUUGUUACAGCAAAUACAGUUGAAAAUAAUAUUAUAGAAAGAGCUACCGCAAAGAGGAAAUUAGAGAAACUUGUUAUCCAUAAAGGAAAAUUCAAGCUCCCCACUUCAAGAGAGGUUGUGGUUGCUAGUUUAACGGAAUUAGCAGAAAUUCUUGCAACAGAAGAUAAUGAAAAAGUGCAAUUAGCUGAGCAUGGUGAUGAAAUAAUUCCGGAAGCAGAUUUAAUUCGACUUAUGGAUCGUAGUGAAGAAGCAUUUGCAAAGGUUGGAACAUCUGAAGUUGAAGAAGAAAGAGGAGAAAUCUAUAAGGUUAUUUCAGAAGUAAGAGAUGAAAAUAAUGAUGCGUUGGCAAAAAUGAGUAAGAAGGAUGGGGAAAUUAAAUAAAAUUUGAGAAUUGAUAAACUCGUAGGUUUUUAUUUUAAUGGACAGAUACAAUAAUUUUAAUAGUAAUAAAAUGUAAUUAAUCUCUUCGCUAAUAAACAAAAAUAAUAUUACAAAUGUUGAGAAAACUGUAAAGCAAAAUCUCAUCUAUUGAACUAAAAUUCCAUUUCACCCAACUUGUUUCUCUUUAAUCUAUGUCCUUUGUAAAUGCAUUGAUUUAGAUGAGUGUUAAGCCAAACCAAAGUAUCU
Messenger RNA from Rhizophagus irregularis DAOM 181602=DAOM 197198, 3131 nucleotides. RefSeq lists its product as uncharacterized. Gene Ontology annotation, molecular function: chromatin binding; ATP binding; ATP-dependent chromatin remodeler activity. Gene Ontology annotation, biological process: pericentric heterochromatin formation; DNA methylation-dependent constitutive heterochromatin formation; negative regulation of gene expression via chromosomal CpG island methylation. Gene Ontology annotation, cellular component: nucleus; pericentric heterochromatin. NCBI's taxonomy places the organism in Eukaryota, Fungi, Glomeromycota, Glomeromycetes, Glomerales, Glomeraceae. The record is from RefSeq and is a predicted model, not a curated record.